Messenger RNA from Salmo salar (Atlantic salmon), 750 nucleotides. Lineage: Eukaryota; Metazoa; Chordata; Actinopteri; Salmoniformes; Salmonidae. The record is from RefSeq and is a predicted model, not a curated record.
AUGAAGAUGAUGGACUCCAUUGUUGGGAGAAACUGGACACUGACCUUCCUGGCUGGGACUCUGCUCUGGACCACCUGCUGCCUAGCUGCUUCCAUGCAGUGUCACUUCAACUCUAAAGCCCUGUGUGUGAACGAGGGGAGACACUACUCCCUGGGGGAGUCCUGGAUGGAGGACGGCUGUCUGCAGUGUACCUGUCUGCACCCCAUGGGCGUCGGCUGCUGUGAGACGGUGCAUCGCCCGGUAGACUUCCCAGCUUGGUGUGAGGUUCGGGUGGACGCUCUAACCUGUAAAGUGACCCUGGUGCAGAGCGCUGACCCUCGCCUGCCCUGCCUCCCUGGGAAUGGACACAACCUGGGCCCCAGCCACGGCUCACGGGACAACAACUACCUGCAGAUGGUGGAGUAGACAGAGACCCCAGUCGGACAGUGGAGGGACGGCCUCAUUGGAAUGAAUGUCGCCAUUACAAUGAGCCUGUCCUCCGAUUUAAAGUGGCACCAGCCUCCACUGAAGUCGGAAGAUUAACUCCCUCCACCACCGACCAUCCCUGUCCAUGUCAGUGUAAUCCUAACGGUCCAUUCUCACUUCAGUUGCAGAUCAGUGAUCAGUUGACAUUUAAACCGCAUGAAUAUUAUAAUACCAUAAGCAGUAAAUGAUACUCAAUUGAAAAGCAGAGGUGAACCCACAUAAUGGAAUCCCUCAUUUACCACCCUGUAAUGCACUACUGUAAAGCUUUUAUAGUAAUAUAUAACA